AUGUCGGACAUCAAAGAGUCUUAUGCUACGACGACCUCAGAGAAUGGCGACCACAAAGGUGCUGUGGCUGACAUCGCCAUCAUCUCUGGCUCUGAAGCCAUAGCAGAAGCCAAGCUGAAGGAGCCUGUUCAACGUUUCUCCAGCUCUGCUAUGCUGCUUUACGUCUGUGCAUUUGUGGGAUUCUUUUGCUCGACAUGCAACGGGUUCGACGGAUCCAUGUUCAACUCGCUCCUCACCAACAACACCUUCAAGGAGUACUACAACGUCGAGAGUACUGGAGCCUGGGCUGGUAUCGUUACGUCUAUGUACCAGAUCGGUGGUGUUGUUGCCCUUCCCUUUAUCGGCCCCGCCUGCGACACUUGGGGUCGUCGCAUUGGUAUGAUGAUUGGCGGAGUUCUUGGCUGCACUGGUGUCAUCAUCCAGUCAACUGCUCCUGCGUCCAACCCUGUCGGGCAAUUCAUGGGAGGUCGUUUCCUCCUCGGCUUCGCAGUCCCAAUCAUGACAACCGCUGGUCCGCUUCAUGUCAUCGAGACUGCGCAUCCCGCUCACCGUGGUAUCAUCACUGGUCUUUACAAUACUUUCUGGUUCGUCGGAUCACUUCUCGCUGCCGGUGUCACACGUGGGUCUGCCAAUCUCGCGGGUAAUCAAUCUUGGAGGAUUCCCGUCUGGCUUCAGAUGCUCUUCCCAGCCUUACUCGUUAUACUACCUCUUCUUCUUCCAGAGAGCCCUCGCUGGUUGUACACUCGCGGUAAACACACCCAGGCCAAGAAGACUCUCGCCAAGUACCAUGGUUGCGGCAACGAGGACAGCAUCUGGGUUUCCAUGCAGAUUCGCGAAUACGAGGAAUACCUCAACAUGGACGGAGGAGACAAGCGCUGGUGGGACUACGGCUCUCUCUUCAAGACUCGUCCUGCGCGCUACCGCCUCGCUUGCAAUUGCAUAGUCGCGAUCUUCGGUCAAUGGGCAGGCAAUGGUGCUGUCGACUACUUCAUCUCUGGUGUUCUCGAAUCUGCAGGCGUCACGGACGAGAUCAAGAAGAUGAACAUCAACUUGGGAAAGAGCUGCAUGCAGCUUGCAUUCAACAAGACCGGAAGCAUUCCUGCCGGUAAUGCCUUCGUAGCAUUGGUCUUCCUCUUCAACGCCGUCUUUGCCUUCGGUAUUACUCCGCUCCAGGCCCUCUAUCCCGUUGAGGUGCUCUCAUUCGAGAUGCGCGCCAAGGGUAUGGCCUUUUCCAACUUGGCGCUUACCACAGCCAUGUUGAUCAACCAAUUCGCCUAUCCUAUUGCUCUGGAGAAGAUUGGCUGGAAGCUGUACAUCGUCUUCGCCUGCUGGUGCCCGGUCCAGGCGUUCGUCGUCUGGCUCUUCAUUCCGGAGACCAAGAACCGCACGCUCGAGGAAAUCGAUGACAUCUUCAACGCGCCGAACCCGAGGAACGCGUCGCUUGUCAAGAAGAGGGUCGCCACCGACGCGCAAGGCAACGUUCUUGAGGUCGAGAAGCUGUAA
Molecule: messenger RNA, 1503 nt
Organism: Alternaria arbusti
Lineage: Eukaryota; Fungi; Ascomycota; Dothideomycetes; Pleosporales; Pleosporaceae
Exons: 5
Coding region: 1-1503 (500 amino acids)
Biological process (GO): carbohydrate transport; transmembrane transport
Cellular component (GO): membrane
Molecular function (GO): carbohydrate:proton symporter activity
Source: RefSeq, a predicted model, not a curated record